This is a messenger RNA of Vitis riparia (riverbank grape), 1043 nucleotides long. Its product is annotated as annexin A3-like. The coding region runs from base 113 to 877 and encodes 254 amino acids. Gene Ontology annotation, cellular component: cytoplasm. The transcript has 4 exons. The record is from RefSeq and is a predicted model, not a curated record. Gene Ontology annotation, molecular function: calcium ion binding; calcium-dependent phospholipid binding. NCBI's taxonomy places the organism in Eukaryota, Viridiplantae, Streptophyta, Magnoliopsida, Vitales, Vitaceae.
AUAUGCCACUGCAUUAGCCGAUCGGACUGUGCCAUAGGGACAUUCAAGUCAGUUGGUUCAACCUCUAGGCGGUCGAGCCAGGCUUGAACUCGGGUAUAUUCAAGUGGCUUUCAUGGAAUUGGUAGGGGAAGUUCCAAUAAAUCGGUUCCAAAACGGCUACAUGAUCAGCCAAACAAACGAGCCAGGGGGGCUUGAUCCACACCCGAGCGACGCGGUCGUGGUUAGGGAAGCGCUCGAGCAGGGAGACACAAAUUACAAGGUACUGGUGGAGAUCUUUGUUUGGCGUAAAUCGAGUCAAAUUCUACUCAUGAAACAGGAUUAUGGGGCCAGAUUUAGAAGGCAGAUGGACCAAGAUAUUAUCAAUAUCGAGCCUCCUCACCCCUACCAAAAGAUACUAGUAGCAUUGAUGGCAUCCCACAAGGCACACCAUGCGGAUGUUAGCCAACAUAUAGCCAAGUGUGAUGCCAGGAGGCUGUAUGAAGCAGGAGUUGGAAGAUCAGGAGGCAUUGAAGAAGCUGCUGUGCUGGAGAUACUCAGCAAAAGGAGCAUACCACAGCUAAAGCUUACAUUUUCUUGCUAUAAACAUAUAUAUGGACAUGAUUACACCAAGUUACUCAAGAAAGAAAACUCAGGGGAAUUUGAAGAUGCAUUCAAAAGCGUCGUAAAGUGCAUGUGCAGUCCAGCUAAAUACUAUGCAAAGACGUUGCACUCCAGCAUAAAGGGGUCGGCCACUGAUAAGGGCGCCUUGGCAUGGAUGAUGGCGAGCAGGGCUGGAGUAGAUGUGGAUGAAAUUGUGAGGGUGUUCAGGAAGAAAUAUGGGAUGGAGCUGAGAGAGGCCAUAUGUGAGAGCAUUCCAUCUGUGGAUCUCAGAGACUGACUUGUUGCCUUGGCCUCAAAAACUACUAUUAGUUCCACAGUUGAGUAGGGGAGAGUCAUUUCAACUGGCUGUUGUUCUUCUUCCUACUAAUGAAAGUAGUUCGUAGUUUAUUAAAAUUUAAUAUAGAUGUUAAUACAUUAGUUUGGGUUGAUAAUUUUGUUUCAAA